Aspergillus calidoustus is the source of this 7871-nucleotide messenger RNA. The record is from the annotation of a GenBank genome assembly. Lineage: Eukaryota; Fungi; Ascomycota; Eurotiomycetes; Eurotiales; Aspergillaceae.
GGGGAUGUUCCUGAGGCACCGGCAGGCACCAGUCCUUUCCUCUUCGGGCAAUUCCAUCCCGCGGAAACGCGUGACGGGCGUGUAUCAGAGAGCUUCACGUUCCAGACCCUUUAUUCUUCUUUUUAUUCUUCUUGAGCUUCAUCCUUUUCCUCCACUGCUCAGCUCCGCAACGGAGAUCAGCAUCUGUCGCUCUGAAAUGUUGCCGAUCACGGCUACCCUAUUGCGACCACCAGCAAACGCGCUUGCUGCCUGACUCAACAGUCCCGCACCAUGUCCACAUGGACCGCCCUGAACGUCGAGCCCGAUGAGGCCAUUGAAGAGGAGGUCGAUGAUACUAAGGAGAUCCAGAUCGAAGAAGCGCUCAAACUCUAUCAAAAUGCCCUGAAACUUCAUUCCCAAGGCCCCCAAUUCUACGACCAAGCCGCCGAGGCGUACGAAGCGCUCCUCAACUCCGAGAUCUUCAAGUACCCCGAGUCGAUCUCCGAUUUUAAGAGACUCGCCCUUCAAAACUCAGAGCUCCAGCUUGGCGGGACAUCGAAUAAUGCAGAUGUGGAUGACACUGUCGCGACACUGGGAGAAUUCAAUAUCAGCGAUUCCACUUCGAGCACUUUGCAGCAGACCAUCUUCCUCUCGUAUAAGAACUAUGGACAAUACGCUCUCGAUACCCUACGAGCCCUUCUGCAGGACAUUUCGAAACUGGCUGAGGCUGCGCCAGAGGUUCUAUCAAAAAUUACGGAGCGCUCCAGGACUGCGCUAACCUCCUUUGCGGACGCAUUAGAACGGGAUGACACCGACCUCAACCUUUGGAGACAGAGCGCACGGCUGAGCAGUGCCUUACAGAGCUAUCGCCUCACCCGAUUCUGCCUUGAAAGUGUCCUAGCUGACGAUGACAAUCGCUUGGAGGUGCGGACAGCGCAGCUGGGUCUAGAAGAGACAUUCGCUGAGGAAGGCUUACGCAAAGUCUUGCUGUCGGUACAGGAUAGGCUGUCUGUGUCGCUUGUUCCUCUUAAAAAGCCAAAGAAGGCUCUUGUCAAAUUUCUCCAACGUCAAAUCGACCCGUAUCCUUAUCUGCCUUCGCUCCCAGACGACUUGCAAAACGUGGACCCGUCCAGAAACCCUCUUGCGUUCCAGGCUGUUCAUUAUGAAAUCAAACUUGAGACCCUGACGUGGGCCGCCACUGGUAAAGAACUUCUCCGUUUGGUCAAGAACACAGACGAUACCGUACCCGGUCUCGGGGCGUCCGUCACUAUAUCCCUACCGUCAAACAGCCCGGAGUUAACUACCAUUACGAACACAGUACAAAGACGGCUAUCCAAGCCUCAUUUUGAUGACGAUCGCCAGGCAGAUACUCAGAUGACUGAUGAUGGACAAAGCACUGACGUGCGGUCAGUCACUGGAAUCCAGGGACUAGGACAGAUCACGGAUCAUGGCGAUGAUCAAUCAUCUGUCGACCAGAGGGCGGAAAAGCAACUUAUGGAAUCUCUUGAGGUUCAGUCAUCACAGCAACAGGACGCAGAUCAUCAAGACGAAGCAGAACCAGAACAAGAGGAGGCAAAACCGGAAGAGAUAGAACCAAAGUCGCCGGAGGUCCCCGCUCGCAAGCGAUCUUCCGCCUCCGCUAUCGCAGAAGAUCAAGCAGAACGGUUGAGAGUGAAAAGCAGAAGAACACGCUUGCGUGACUCGCUAGCUGAGGCUUCAACACAGGCGGAGGAGAUCUCAUUCGACCAUUCCAAGUAUUACGAAGACCUUAUGAAUCCCUACGUUCAGGUUGACGAAGGCGUUUUUGGUACUGUAGGACAGUUAUUGUCUAAGUUUGGGGUUGAAGGCUUGGGUGAUCUGGAAGACCUACGGAAACAAGUCGCCUAUGCUAAUGAAAGAUUGGAAUCUCCAGAUACUCCAACCCACACAGCUGAAGAAGAAAUUCAUGUUCUCCCACAAGAUCUCAGGAAUAUCAUCCAAAACUGGGAUGAGGGAAAAUCUCAGCUCAUGCAGCAAAGUGAUACUUUGUCUGGAGUUCAUGAUAUUCAAAGCAUGGGCAGGUCUGGGCUUGCGGUUUUCCUCGAACACUCGAAGAAGUCAACCCACAAAUUGAAGCCGAAAGAUACCUGGACCGGGGAGAGAGAACUGACUGAAUUCAUUGCAGCUGUCAAUAACGGCCGCUCCAACCUUCAUGCUGCUGCUUUUGACUGGCUCAAGUGCCUUUUAUGGCCGAACCACGCUGAAUAUACUUCGUGGGCGAUGUCUAUGGCCCCUACAUUCUCUCCAAACCCUCGCCACAGACCUGGUUGUGACCCAGGAGAAUCCGGGGUUACUAUCCUAGACUGGGCGGCCUUCGAGUCACCCUAUGUCGGGUACCAAUGGCCGGUCGGGGUCAAGGACAUUGUGCUCCAGCUUCUCCUUGUAGACGACGAGUACAUCUACAGGAGGUUGGAAGAUCAAACUAAAGUUCUCGAAAGCAAAAUACUUAGACGUGAUUCUGAGGUCGGGCCUCAAUACGCCAUGGAAGAUUUUGCGGAUCUGGAAAUGAUCCAGGCCAUUUUUGAGCUGCAUCUCGACUUAUACUCUUCCAUGAAUACACCCGACACUGAAGCAGACAAGCAAGCAAAGAUACUUCAGCAAGAACGCCUCCGGAGAUGGUGUAUGUUGGCGCGCACGGCUCUAACUUACUUCCUUGACCAUUGUUCGCUGGAGCAUAGCUGGGAAAAGAUUGUCAUCCGCCACAUCUGGGCAUCGACGUUCUAUUCGAACAUGGCAGCCGAUGCCCAGCGUGAGCAUAUCCUGCUUUGCUUGCAAGACCUUAAACGUCUUCUCGUCACACUCAAAGAUCCGGUGCUGUCGGUCGAAAAUAACGCAAUGAUGUCCGAGUUGUCAUCCGACGCAGUUGACAAGGAGAUUUCAAAGUUGAAUUCUAUGGAUUUCUUCAUGACGAUCUUCAAUCCGGACUCAGAAGAUCCUGUUGGUCUCAUUGAGACCAUUGAGCCAAUACUCGAGCCUGCCUCUGUUGAGGUCGAGGAGACGGCGGAUGACCAGCAAAGUGUACAGCGUCGUGGAAUGGGCACUUUCUUGGACCAGGGAGAUGCUACACUGAGGCUCUUCCUGUGGCGUCGGCUGCAGGACGCGUACAAAAAGAUCGAGUACGUACCAAAGGUGGUUUCUUGUCAUUUCCGGAGUAUCGAGAUAAUAGUGAAGGAACUGAAGAGUCCGUCCUAUAUUGAGGAACACAGUGGUCACCGUCCAGUAACCCUUAUUCGAUGGCUGAAAUCACUUGACGGCAUCAUAAACAUGACGGUAUCAACAGUCUUACAGGAAUCUGACAAGGCCUACGAAUGCUUUGACAUGGAACACGUCAGGUCAUCAAUGUCGGCGAUUGGUUUUCUCAUCUGGCUGGUCCACAGCAUGAUAAUCUACGAAGACGCGGUGCGCAUCGGACAAGUCCGCAAACCUGACCUGCGCGCGUCACUUGCGAAGUCCCUGGAAAACUUCAAGGACAAGCUUCGAACGAUGCUAGUGCGUUGCUGGAUUUUGCUAUACACUCUCCUAAAAGAGGGCAUUGCCCAGAACAAAGAAUUGUUUGGUGAGCCUUUGGAAGAUCGCAUGUAUUAUCUGCGCGCGGUACACAAUAGUCUGGGUAUCCGCCAAAUUUGCGGACGGUCUUCGAAGCAGUUCCUGAAACUGAUGAAGUUCGAACUCUUCUCGCUGGAGGUGAAACAAGAUGUUGAGAUUGAUAUUUGCCAAAUCCUCUUCGACCUCCACGGUGUCAAAGUGGCUCCCAGUGAUAAUUUGCUAAGUGACCACAGCUGCAAUGCUGAAAAGCUCGAUCGUGCCACAGCGAUAAUGAUGAUCGACUUUGUAAUGAAGCAGGCGAAGAAGAUCAACAUCAAAGAUUUGUCCAAGUCCGAGCUGAAGAGCACAAUGGAGAAGAUGCAGGCAUCCAUCGGUUCGACCAAAGCACCACCACCUGUGACUUUCAAUCGCCGCGUCCUUAACGCCUACAUGAAGUCGCCUAUUGGCCCCUCAGAACUAUUCCGUGCGGUGCGAGGCGUAGCAGACAUUCCACUGAUCCCAGUACCGACCGAAAACGCACUCAUCGCGCGAAAAGGCUGGUGUUUCCUCCUAGGCUACGCCGCGUUGACGAGGUUUCGCUCGCAGAAGCGAUUGACGCCCGUCUCAACGGCCGAUCUCGAUGAAGCCAUCUCGUGGUUCAGGCAAGAUUUAGAGCACGGAACUUCCAAAUGGGAGACUUGGUACCGACUCGCUCAAACUUGGGAUUCGAAGGUCGAAGAAGACAUCACCUGGUCCGCAGAUAAGAUCAACAACAACCGUACAGAGCUUGUCACAUGGCAACGCAAUGCAAUGCACUGCUACGCCAUGGCAAUCGCCACAGCCGCCAGAACUGCGGAUCCGGAUCCAGAGACUCGAGCACUGCUGGCCGAUCUCUAUACAGACUUUGGAAUUCGGUUAUACUCCUCUUCGCGGGAACCGCUGUCUAUGGGAGCUUUCAGUCUUGUUGACUUCACUCGCCACUAUAAUAACGAGGAAAGCCAGCGGAUGUACGAGGGUAAGCCGUUCAAGGAGAUAAGAGUUUAUGCUGUUUGGAGACUUGCCAGCUAUCUCCUUCGACGUGCGAUAAUCGAUAAGCCCAAGAACUGGAUGGCGCACUACAUGCUGAGCAAAUGCUUGUGGAAGAUGUUCAGUUGUGAUGAUACCGUGAGAGGCUCGUCUCCUCGUAUCAGCGUUGAUAGCGUCUUGGACUCUUUGCUCGAUACAAUCGAUGCACUGCCGCAGCGAAACUCGCGGUCAGAGCAGAUAUUCGAACCUCACUAUAAGCUGGUCUCCGUCGUCAACAAGCUUGUCAGACGAGAGGUAUUGAUGGUAAGAAUAUCACCCCCUAAUAGAUCAUGCGAUUUACUCAUGUCUGUAGCCGGCGGAAGCAUGUAAAACUCUAGUUGCUACGCCAUGGGCUCGAAAGGUUCCACCCCCGGAGGACAAGGGUUCCUGGAACAAGUACAUAUUUGAUGUGCUUAAGAACCUCAAGAAUGCGGACAAGGCAAAUUGGCAUCACCGCAUGGCUGCCAGGGCCGCCCAUAUCAUAUACGAUGAUGACAAAAAUGCUACUGCUGCUGCAAAAGCCAAAGCCGAACUUACGCAACAGAUCUUCACAAAGACUAUGGCGAUCCAGGUUUGGAAACCCGAGUACGAGCGUCCAGGAAGACACUUUGUAUACACAACGCGAUACGUGUACUUCUUUAUAGCUCUGCUUGACCAGGUUGACGACCGCGCAAACCUUGAGCAACUACUGCGUCGCGUACGCAAGAAACAGGGCGACUUUAUCAACCAUACUAAGUUGUGGGAGGACAUGUGUCUCACCUAUGCCCGAGUCAUACGGAGAGCUGGCCAUAUUAGUGAGGGCCAUGAAGAAGGUGUCUUCAAGCCCAUCGGGUGGGAGGAGUUUGUCGCGAAUACUGCUCGUCUUGAAGACCUUGCGCAACUCGCCCCUGAGAGUUCGUCCAUUCUCGAACUUUUGCGAGAUGCCAUCGAGCUGAAGAAGCUCAAUAACAAUCUCAUGAAGGUAGCUUCACUCGAGGACCUGAUCGCGGAUCUGUAUUCCCGUCUCUACGAAGUCAAUAUGCCCCAGGUGAUGGAACAGGUCCACGAAGAAAACAAAGAGAAAAUGAAGGUCGACCACAUCCUUAUGACAACCGAUGGACCAGGAGAUAACUCUACACCCCCAAACUCAGCGCCUGCCUCGGAAGCCCCGGCGCCUCGCGGCCGAACAAAGGGCAUCGCCCGGAGGGACAUUCAAAAACGAGCGGAGACGAUUGUCGCGCGCAGGGUACCACUUCGUGUACCGGCAAGGGCUCCCGCAGCAGCCGAGCCCGAGUCGAGUGCCAAUAUCACGGCUCCCACUGGCCCCAAACCAGUUAUUGAGAUCGCUAUCCGGCAACCGCCUCUGGAUGACGGUGGAUCGGCGCAGCAGAGUGACAUUCCAAACAGUGUGCAUGAUAGCGCUGACGAUGAAAGUGAGUUGAGCGAAAUGGACGAGGAGAAGCUUUCUAGGCUUGCAGCUGAUCCAAAAAUGCUUUUUCCGAAUCUGCAUGACCGGGGGUCCAUGGAUCCAGAAUCAGAAAUGUCCGCUCAACCUAGUCCCGCCGCGGACGGUACACAUGAGGGUGGUGAAGAUGCUGAUAGGGAGGGUGACGGUGAUGCUAAUCCAGACCUCGGCGACGGAGAAGGAGAAGGCGAUACAAUCAAUGAAGACGGCGAAGAUGCAGGCGAUGAAGAUGGCGAGGGCGAGGGCGAGGGCGAAAAUGAAGGCGAAGAUGUUGAAAUGGAAGACGGAGGGGAGGAGGAAGAUGAAGCAGGUGACGAAGCAGGUGACGAAGAGGGGGACGACGAUGAAGACGCUCACAUAGAAGGAGCCUCCGACGCUGAUAUGGACCGAGGCGAGGACCACGUCCCCGAACAGGAAGAGCGAGAAUGCGUAUGACUCUGAACAGGCUGCAGAGUUCUGAACAGGUCUACUGAGCGAUUGAUGGAAUUACCUGUAUGGGUGGUGUUGAAUGUGUGCAUUUAUAUGAGCGGCUAUUCUCUGUAUUUUUAUCUAUAUCCUCAGAUCAGGUCAUGGGUAAGGUGUUCGGGUUUCUUGCUGUUGGGCUAUUAUAUUGAGCUCUCGGGAGGAAAGGAACUUGAAGAAUCAAUGUGUACUAUGGGUAUAAUGUUAUGAACAAGAACCUUGGCAUGUCAAGAAGUAACCUGACGUCGUGACAGCCUCCAAAUGCAGUAAACCGCCAUCCAGUAACGCCAAACAAUCGAGAAAAAACAAAAGAGUCUAGAUGUCGUCCUCCGGCGCAAAGUCCCACUUGCGAGUCGCCAUCUUCCUCUGGCUCUUUCCGGGGGAACCUACCAAAGGAGUUUUGAACAUGCUAUCCGCGAGCUUCAGUUGAUCCAUUUUGCGGAGCGCGACCUCGAUAUCGCUCUCGCGGCCAAGGAUAUUAGCACUGCGGGAGGGUUCUAGGACGGUGUUUUUGGAUUUCGACUUCUUCGUUGGCGAUCUGCAUGUCAACUCGCGCUCCAACGAUGUGAUUCGGCUGCGAAGCUGGUCGUUUUCGAACUCGAGCUCUUCGACCCGCUCAUCAGAUGAUGGCUCCGGAUCUUGGUGGACUGGUUUAAGGUUAGCAUUGGAUUAAAUGUUUCAAGAGGGUAUUAUAGGCGUACUCUUGAACCCUUGAGAGAACAGCUCAAUCUUCUUAUCAAUGUGCUCGUCAUUGUGUCCAGCCUAUACGAAUUAGUGAAUGUCCCAGAAGAAAAGCACAUUGUGCCUCACCUGUUCAUCCCAAGCGCUUUGCCAUCUUUUUCUUUCCUGCUCCAUUUUCUCAUCCAUCUCAACCCAGCAUUCUUCUCGCACUUCUUGCUCGAUCAGGAGACAUCUUUCUUCACUUACAAUGAGUGCUGUCUCCAUCUCGGCUCUUAGGAUUUCCUCUUCCGCUAGUCGAACGGUGAGCUUCUCGUUCUCUGCUGUUAAACGCUCAAUCUCAGCCAAAGCCUUUUCAAGUUCUUCAGCCAGGCCAGGUUGAGGCGAUUGGCGUCCACCAGAGCCUUUGCGAGACCCAAGAGUACUUGACAAGGUCGACUCGGCGGAAGGAGCUCGAGGGACAGUGACUUCUCGGGCUAGGGCGGAGUAUCGCAGUAUUUGCGAGGUGGCAUUAUAAUCGCCCAGUGGAUCAGCAGUCACAAUCAUUAGUGCUUUUUGCGGGUGUCUAUUGAUCGAAGAUUGACUGGAUGAUGGGAAAGAGUUUGAGAAUAGUAAUUCAGUGAGCUUGCACUGCCUGUAAGGGACCAUAGCAGUCUGACCAAGUUAGCGUGUGAGAGCC